CGAGGUCAGCGGAUCCGUCAGACUCAGCGCAAGCCCGACGCUCUCGUAAUUUUGUGGCUUGUAAUAAAUCUUUUGACUCCUGGAGGUUGUCUUUCGUUCUCUGUCCAUUUUCAAGAGGAACAAGGUGUAGCAGAGGAGUCAGACAACUGUAAGGACAGCAAUCAGAAUGACACCGAGAACAGGAUUUUGAUACAUUACUUUGAAUAACUGCCACAGAAAUUCACAACUCCUAUCAAAUCAGGACCUGAAGACUUAUAAAGAUAGAUUCUGCUAAUUUUGACAACAUUUUACAUGUAACAAAAAGUCCAGAUAAUUGAACAUUUCUCAGCUAAAAGUCACAACUAGUGUUGUACAAUGCCAGAGAGAUAUCUUUAACUGCUCUCAUGGAUGAUUCGGACAUGGAUACCAAAAAGCCUGACAGCGCCAACCAAUUCACAACCAUUAAAGAAGAGAAAAGAGAUGAUAUUAGUGUGGAUACCAAUGUGUCAGAAAAUGCCAUUCAAUUCAUUGCCAUUAAAGAAGAGAAAAGGGAUGAUAUCAAUGAGGAUACUAUUGUGCCUGAUGCUAAUGAACUCAUUGCCAUUAAGGAAGAAAAAAAAGAUGCUAUCAGUGAGGAUACUAUUGUGCCUGAUGUUAGCAGUCUCAUUGCUGUUAAAGAAGAGAAAAAGGAGGAUAUCAGUGAGGAGCAUUGUCUGGAUAUAAAGGAAGAAAGUUCUGAUUAUGUAGAAGGGAUGAAUGCUGUCUUUGUUAAGACUGAAGAGGAUGUAGAUAUGAGUGAGUGUUCAAUGUCUGAAAAAAUGAAAUUUGGCGAUGAGGAAACAAGUGGAAGUGACUCAGAUGUUGCAAUUAGUGAAAGUGAAGAUCCAUUAAAAAUGGUUGAUGAGGGGGCACUCGCAAAUGAUAAAGAGGGAACAUAUGCAAGAGUGGAUAGCAAGGGGAAACUUGUUUGUGAAAUAUGUGGCAAGAAAUUCUCAUAUAAGAGUCAAAUGUUAGAUCACAUUAGAAUACAUACAGACGAAAGGCCCCACAAAUGUGAGGUUUGUAGCAAGGCAUUCUCAAAGAAACGUGGUCUAAUUGUGCAUAUGAGAACACAUGCAGAAAAAAGCCCUUUUAGUUGCAAAGUCUGCAACAAGGAUUUUUCUAGCAGAGACAUACUAGUUGAGCACAUGAGCUUGCAUACAGAAGACAGACCAAAUACUUGUGAGGUCAAUAGCAAGGAAAUUUCAAAGGAAGAUCAUAUAAUAGGACGUGUGAACUUACUUUCUAAGGAGAAAUCUUAUAGUUGCAAUCUCUGUAGUCGGGCAUUCUCACGGAGAAGUCAUUUAGCAAAGCAUGUGGUAGUGCAUACAAAACACAAACCUUAUAAAUGUGAAGUUUGUGAGAAGGCAUUCUCCCAGCAGUGGACUCUGGUAUGUCACAUGAGAUCACAUACAAAUGAGAAGCCUUAUAAGUGUGAGAUUUGUAAUAAAGCAUUUUCUGUGAAACAUGCUCUUGUUGCACAUAUGAAAGUGCAUACAAAAGAGACUCGGUAUAGAUGUGAAAUUUGUAAUAAGGAUUUUACUGUGAGACAGGAUCUAAUGGAACAUGUAAGAUCACAUUCAGAAGAGAAACCAUUCAGCUGUGAGAUAUGUAGCAAAACAUUAUCUUCAAAAUAUGCUCUUGUUGUACAUAUGAGAAUACAUACAAAAGAGAGGCCAUAUAAAUGUGAGAUUUGUAGUAAAGGAUUCACUAUAAGAAGCAAUUUAGUGGCCCAUGUGAGAAUUCAUACAAAAGAAAAACCAUUUACCUGUGAGAUCUGUGGCAAAGCUUUCCCCAGAAAACGCACAAUAAAGGAUCACAUGAGAGUCCAUACAAAUGAAAAACCAUAUUGUUGCAAGGUAUGUAGUAGGACAUUCUCAGGGAGCAGUAAUCUAAAGAAGCACAUGAGAAGAGUACAUACCUAAAAAAAAUUCUUCUGACGUUUGCAUUUAGGAAUUGUUGGAGAAAUAUUACUAGAAUCAAUCAUUUAAAAAUCACUAAUGAUUGUGUUAAAAGUGUAUACAUAUCUCUAUUCAUGUGAUAAGUACUGUAAAAAUUUACAUGUCUUCCAGAAAUAUGGCAGAUAAGAAGUUGCAUUAAAAUGCACCAUGACAUAAAUUUUGUGGGGGGUUGUACUGUAUGAUAUACAUCAUAUGCAUCUUAUAUAUAGUGCAUUAUUUUAUUAGAAAGUGUUUUAAAUGAAUAAUAGAAUACGGCACAGAAGCAGUUGUAUAUAAUUUACUUGCCUACACUUUGAAAUAGUAAUAACUAGCCAAAGCAAAAAGUUCCAUUCUCCGAGAUCAUCUCAGAACGUAUCACCAGGGAGGUAGAAACUGCACUUAAGUUCACAACAGUGUUCUCAGAUGGUUUCCUUUGAAGCCAUUAUCAGUUGUUUAUUUGCUCUAGUCUGCUCUCAAUUUCCUCUUUAUUAACCCAUGGAACAGCCAGAUGCAAACAGUAUCCUACCUUUGCUCACCUUCCAUUUGGCAUUUAGUAGCACCACAAAAUGCAUAAUUUCAAUGCAAGGGGCUGUAGCAUGAUACUUUUAUUCUUCAUAUAACAUACAUAUGCUACAGUACUGAGAGGUGGUAUGCCUACCAGACGAUGCAUACAUUGUUUACAAUCACAAAUAAUGGACAAAGAAUGAAGAAUGUUUAGGAAUAUUUCUCAGAGUGAAUUCUGCCAUAUGAACUUUUAUGAUUGAUGGAAUGCUUGUGGCACAUCUUAACAUGCACUAUUUAACAUUUUAAGCUAAGCAUAUGAUAAUGAAUGUGAAGAAACACAAGAGCAUAGUCCUAGUAAAUGUUUUUAAACACCAAUGUUUACAGUUGAGCAGAUCACUACAAACCAUUCUAUUGGAGCAUAUUCUUUCUAGCGCACAAAGGUAUUCAAUACUUUCCAGCAGAAUGCAAGGCUGGAAGUGAUCUUGCACAAUAGGUAUGCCUGUAGAGUAACCAGCAAUACUUGCUGCAUUUUCUAGAUCCAGUUAUCCUCCUCCUUUGUCACCGAGACUGGCUUUUAUUCUUGGUGUGAUGCCUUGAGAAGUGCUGAUAAGUAGUGGGGCAGCAUCUUCCCCAACUCUUUCUUUAGUUAGUAGGUGAAUCAACUUCAAAUUGCGUGUCUUUCCACUCCAUAUAAUCAGUUAUGGAAAAAGGAAAUUACAAGGUUAAUAUUAAAUCACUUAUACAUCUGGAUCUAUGUGCAGUGGUUCUGGCAAUAUCAGCGUGACAGCUAAAUCUAGUGCAUAAUAUCUCAUUGAAAAUUGCAAAACGGUAAACAAAAUUGUUGUCUCAUAUAUAAAAGAAAUAUACAAAACUUUUAAAUUAUAUUGUUGUUGUUUUUAUUUUUUUAUUUACCAAUGUGUGAAUGUCUAUACAUCAUCUAUUCUGUGUAAAAUAUGUAAAUAAUACCCAAUACAAAAAAAUAUUUUGGUGCUUUUACAUGAUUACUAAAUUACUUAUUAGUUGAAAAUUACUUACUAAAUAUACGUUUGAUUGUAUUUUGACAAAAUUUACUUGAAGGUUGUUACAUUUAUCCACUAAGGUAAUACAUCAAAUUUUGGGAGGAAAUCUAUAUACAAAAAAUACUCAUACAAAUGUACAAAAUCUUGUAUCAUUUUUAUAUUUGUGGUUGUGUGUAUAAACCUUGAAAGAAUGUGAUGCAUUUCAUAGAAUAAAAGAACAGUCUGCUUAUUGUAUUUUAAUUAUUUAUAGCUCAUAAUCAUCAGUGUAAUGUUUCCUAAGGGUGAGGAAGCUGGUAAAAAGAAAAAAAAACUAUUUAUUGGGCUGUUGUUAUAAUAUUUAUACCAGCAGUUACAGAAACCACAUGCAUGUUAACUCUAGCCUAGUAAACCCAUUCUGUGACUGUUUCAUUUUUAACCUUUUCACCCCUUUUGGAAAUCAUACAAAUAAUUCAAUAAGCUACUACUUCUUUAAUAAUUGCUCAACAGGGAUGAUAUUAACCCAACGUUGCCAGAAAAAUAGUGCUCAUUUUGGAAUUUUUGGUGAAAUUUCUCUACACAUAGAUGGUUCUGCUAGUGCUUAGCCACAAAGGAGUCAAUUAGUAGACCCUUGUGACCUCACCUGAUUUCACCUUUCCUUGAAUUUGCAGGAAAAAUUAUUAUAGACAUUAUAAUUACUAUAAUGUUAUUGACAUUAGUUGUGGCAAUAUAAGACAUAAAAUAUGAAAAUCAAGGAAAAUGGUAAACAGGUGAGACAAGUAGUAGUCAUAAUCGGCUGAUUGUUGACUUAGCACAAGUGGAGAGUUAUGUGUAAAAACAAUAAAAUAAACUCAAAAUGGGCAUGGAAUAUACAUACAUGCCAUGGAAAAAGUUUACAAAAUCUAACCCUUACCGUUAUCAAUACAAAGUCUGUAGAAUCAUUUAGGCAAGUGUAGGCAUGUUACAUAUGAAUUUUCAUGGAAGUAUUUUUGGUAAAAGUUGAAAACUCAUGUUUUGAUAUAUGGGACCACUAAAGUUGGAACUCCUAUAUUAUGAUCCAAAAGUAGGUGAGACAAUGGCAUUUACUUCUUUAUCUUCUAGUCUUGAAUGUUCAUAAUAUUUGUCUUGUUUGUUGUUGUCCAGGCAUAUAAUCUUCUGACUCUGGGUUAAUGGCUCCCGCCUGCCUUUUGCACCAAGGCAUUACAAUAGGGUUCCGUAGUUGCCUAGGCUACUUUUUGUCACAAGGUUUGUUAGUUGAAUGCCCCAGGAGUCUUUAUCAUUCUUCUCAAUUUUUUCUCAGUUUUGGGCCUUUUCUUCAGUGUGCUAUUCAAUUUACUUCUAUCUUCCUGUUCAUAUACUAAUAUUCAUAUACUAAAAUAUGCUCCAUUGUUUUAUUUAUCGCUACAAAUAAUUUAUUAUACCAACUGAUAAUUAUCAAUGUUGAUUUGGUAUACAGGGUGGUGAUUGAAUGCCCAUAAAGCAAAUUUUCAUGAAGCACUAUGGAACUACAUUUUUUUCACAGAUUUUUAUUUUCUGCCAAUUUGGUUAGCUGCUCCCCUUAAGAGGGAUUUCAGAAAUCAGUGUAAGAAAAACAAUUAUUUUUAAGGUAAUUUUAAGAAAGAUGAAAUGAUCAGAGAAACUGUUUAUAGUGAUAAAAUUUUAUCAGCAAAUGAAUGUUCUGUUAUACUGUAUUUGUUAGAUUUGAUAAAGGCUUGUGUUCAUCAUA
Messenger RNA from Penaeus chinensis, 5183 nucleotides. Its product is annotated as zinc finger protein OZF-like. The record is from RefSeq and is a predicted model, not a curated record. The transcript has 4 exons. Gene Ontology annotation, cellular component: nucleus. Gene Ontology annotation, biological process: regulation of transcription by RNA polymerase II. Lineage: Eukaryota; Metazoa; Arthropoda; Malacostraca; Decapoda; Penaeidae. Bases 384 to 1943 code for a protein of 519 amino acids. Gene Ontology annotation, molecular function: DNA-binding transcription activator activity, RNA polymerase II-specific; RNA polymerase II cis-regulatory region sequence-specific DNA binding.